AUGACCAUUCCAACAAUAAACAACAAUAUCGCAAAUAGCAUCACUUCUGGAGACUUCAAGAAGAUGGAUAUCUCUUCAACUCAUAACGUUAACGAUGACCCAACAUUGAUCACAACUUCUUAUUUAUUAUCAAAUCUUCAUUGUCCCUCUUGUGUAUCCAACAUUCAAAAAGCCCUUUACGCACUACAUCCUCGGCCCCAAGAAGUUACACCAUCUCUCAUGUCCUCAUGGGUAACUGUUCAACAUCAGAAAGAUUUAUCUACUAGAGCGAUACGGAAGGCUUUGCAAUCCGCUGGAUUUGAUGUGUGCGAUGUUACAUCUGAGGAGGAUGGUAGCGUUGCAAAAUCACACAUACAACACGACACCGAUGCAGGGUACCUAGAUCAAGUUCUUCAAAGAUGGUCAGCUACCAAAAAACCUUCGAACCAGGCUACAUUGUCACACUUUGACUUAGACUUUGACCGACAUUUGGAGAAUUGUGAAAUAUGUCGUCGGGAAGCUGGUGGGAAGAAUGUUUCGAAGUUGGGACAAUCAAAUUUUCAUCCGCUCUCACAGCCUGGGCCAUCACAUGCAAGUGGAAGUAAUAGCAAUGGGAACGACGGUACAACAGAUACUAGCAAAAUAAUGUCAGACGGCGGGAAGACAAAUGCUUUGGUUGUCAUCGAUUCAAUCGAUUCCAUCUCUUCUCAAACUUUUCGAGCAUCAUUGGCUAUUGGUGGAAUGACAUGUGCGGCUUGCGCCAAUAAUAUCGUGGUAGGAUUGAAGAAGAAGUCUUGGGUUAAGGAUGUCGUCGUCAAUCUCAUUUCGAAUAGUGCUACAGUUGACUUCGAUGAUGAGAAAUACACAUCUGACAUAGUUGAAGAAAUCGAAGAUCUUGGGUAUGAUGCAGCCUUGGAUAGUGUUGUCGAUUUGAAGCCGGAGCCUCAGAAACGACAAGUGCUGAGAACAGUGGAGAUUAUGGUGGAUGGCAUGUAUUGUAGUCAUUGUCCUCCACGAAUCAAUGACAGCAUCAAAGAUUUUGAUGAUCGCAUUACUAUCGAGAGAGCCCUGAGUUUAGAGAACCCAAUACUCAAAAUAAGUUACAUCCCAUCAGCACCAACUUUCACGAUUAGGCAGAUUCUGGCCAGAAUUACCGCAGUCGAAGAAGGAUUCAACCCAACAAUAUAUCAUCCACCCACCAUCGAGGAACGAUCCCGAAUGAUUCACCGACGAGAGCAACAGCGAAUACUGCUUCGAGUCAUCCUCACCUUUAUCAUCGCCAUUCCUACUCUGAUUAUUGGGAUUAUCUUCAUGAGUUUGGUACCGUCAUCUAAUCCUACCCGACAAUAUCUCAUGCAACCUCUGAGGGCUGGCGUCAAUCGUGCGCAGUGGGCUCUUCUCGUUAUGGCUACGCCAGUAUACUUUCUUUGUGCUGAUGUCUUCCAUAGACGAGCUUUGAAGGAGAUCCGAUCGUUAUGGAGACCUGGCAGCACGACACCAAUUUUGGAGAGAUUCUACCGUUUUGGAAGCAUGAACAUGCUCAUGUCACUGGGUACUACCAUUGCCUAUGUAUCUUCCUUGGCUCAAUUGAUAGCUGCAGGAGUUCAUCCAAAAGCUAUGGCGGAUGAUAAUUCAUUUUAUUUCGAUUCGGUUGUCUUCUUGACUUUGUUUCUACUCAUUGGACGUCUCAUUGAAGCUUACAGCAAGUCAAGAACUGAUGAUGCCGUUACCAUGUUAGGGAAGCUGCGACCUACGGAAGCGCUUUUAGUCGUCCCAACUUCUGGUGAACUAUCAAGAGUGACAGAUGGCCAAGAGGAGCUUGCCAGAGGCUUCAUUGUCCCAUACUCUGAUGAACAUUCAAGAACUUCAGAUCGUCAAGAGUCUAUGACAAGCGUCAACGUUGAUUUACUUGAAUUUGGUGAUACCAUCAAGGUUUUGCAUGGUGGUUCUCCAGCUUGUGACGGUCGAAUUAUAAAAGGCGAGACCAGAUUUGACGAAUCUAGUUUGACAGGAGAGGCAAAAUUGGUCAAAAAAGGCGCAGGUGAUGAAGUAUUUUCUGGAACUGUCAACAAGGAAUCCCCGGUGACUGUUAAAAUCACGGGUGUUGCUGGCUCGUCAAUGCUCGAUCAAAUUGUCAAGGCCGUUCGUGAGGGACAAACCAAAAGAGCACCUAUGGAACGGAUUGCAGACACCUUGACCGGUUACUUUGUACCUGUCAUUACUCUCAUCGCCAUCAUUACUUUUACUGUUUGGCUUUCUCUGGGACUUUCAGGAACCUUGCCAGACGAUUAUCGCGGUUCUAGUGGUUGGGCAGUUUGGUCUCUUCAAUUUGCCAUUGCUGUCUUUGUUGUGGCAUGCCCAUGUGGUCUAGCAUUAGCUGCUCCUACCGCACUUUUCGUUGGUGGUGGUCUUGCAGCACAUCAUGGUAUCUUAGUAAAGGGUGGUGGUGAAGCAUUUGAAAAAGCAAGCAUGCUUGAUUGUGUUGUCUUCGACAAGACUGGAACUCUAACCCUUGGCGGCGAACCAACUGUUACAAACUACGAAUUUGUCAUGAACAAUCCGAACAAUGCUAUUGUCCCAGAUGAUGGGAUUGUCUCAAGCAACAUCACAGACGAAGAACGAAAUCUCCUCAAUAUGAUCAAGAUUGCAGAGGAAAACAGCAGCCACAUGGUAGCCAAAGCUCUUGCCUCAUUCUGUACCAAAGGAAAACUCGCCACGCUUAUCAAUAUCGAAGAAAUGCCAGGCUAUGGAAUGAAAGCCAUUUUCGAUGACUCAGAAUUAUUAAUAGGCAACGAAGCUCUCUUGAAACAGUACGGUGUUAAAAUACACCGUCAGUCCCAAAUUGAUAGUUGGAAAACUCAAGGCAAAUCCAUCGCUCUCGUUGCCUGGUCUCAGACUGCACUUGGCAGUUCAUACGAACUUGCCACCAUAUUCGCCAUUUCCGAUCCUAUCCGCCCCGAAGCCGUGUCCGUCAUCACUUCUCUCAAAGCCCGCGGUACAGAUGUCUGGAUGCUUUCUGGCGAUAAUCCCAUCACAGCCAUCGCUAUCGGUAAACAAGUCGGUAUUCCCUCCACCAAUGUCAUCGCAGGCGUUCUCCCCUCUGAAAAGGCCAAGCAAAUUUCCUAUCUCCAGAAAUCACUCCAUUCUCGUCGCGCAAACAGGCAUAAUUCCUCCCCCAAAAGAGCAUUGGUAGCAAUGGUCGGAGACGGCAUCAACGACUCUCCUGCUCUCACUGUGGCCGAUGUAGGUAUCGCUAUUGGAUCCGGCUCCGAUAUCGCCAUUUCAUCCGCGGAAUUCGUGCUGGUUUCUAGUAACUUGCAUUCGUUACUGACGCUACUGGACUUGAGCAAAAUGGUCUUCAGAAGAAUCAAACUUAAUUUCGCUUGGGCAUUGAUCUAUAAUAUUAUUGCGCUCCCAGUGGCCGCAGGCGUAUUCUUUCCGAUUGUUAGUGCAGGCAACCAUGUCAGAUUGGAUCCCGUAUGGGCGAGUUUGGCCAUGGCGAUGAGUAGCAUUAGUGUGGUUUUGAGUAGUUUGGCAUUAAGAAGUUCGGUGCCAGGGCUAGGUUUUAAGGCGAGAACUUAG
Messenger RNA from Sclerotinia borealis F-4128, 3561 nucleotides. Lineage: Eukaryota; Fungi; Ascomycota; Leotiomycetes; Helotiales; Sclerotiniaceae. The record is from the annotation of a GenBank genome assembly.